Messenger RNA from Zalophus californianus (California sea lion), 4887 nucleotides. RefSeq names its product MAF bZIP transcription factor K (gene MAFK). Gene Ontology annotation, cellular component: nucleus. Gene Ontology annotation, molecular function: DNA-binding transcription factor activity, RNA polymerase II-specific; RNA polymerase II cis-regulatory region sequence-specific DNA binding. The transcript has 3 exons. Bases 2161 to 2631 code for a protein of 156 amino acids. Lineage: Eukaryota; Metazoa; Chordata; Mammalia; Carnivora; Otariidae. The record is from RefSeq and is a predicted model, not a curated record. Gene Ontology annotation, biological process: regulation of transcription by RNA polymerase II.
CCCGAGGCAGUGGGGUUUGUGUCUGUGAGCAGGGGUCCGUGGGAAGGUGUCUGCCCUUGCCUGGGACUUGCCCACCCGUGUCUGGGUCUCUGGUUUCUCAGGGGGGCCCUGGUGUAGGCCCCAGCCCCCUGGGGGUUGAGUGGAGCCCCCAGUCAGGGUCUCUCCUGGAUCGGCCCAACCAAGGCUUUUGCGAGCUGGACAGAACCCCGGGACCCCUGGUUCCGAUCCCCUCAUUUUCAGAGGAGGAGAGUAAGACCCACAGAAAGAAGAGCCUUACUGGCUUGUUCCCCAACUUUGUCUCAAGCCGAUGAUCACCUCCACAUGUACUCCCGUUCGCUCUUAGGCCUCAUGUCACUCUUGUUGAACAGGAGGUCCGAGAAGGGCAGGGAGUCCCCAGAGGUCAGACCCCAGCGUGGCACCCUCCCUCAAAGAGAGGCGUCCCUCCUCUCUUGGACCCCAGGUGGGCCCCAGGGCUGCUCUUCUCCUAUCUCUGCCGAGGCUCUCCUCUGCGUCCUGUGCCCAGAAGGCAAAUGGGGUGCAGAGCUGGUGGAUAUGGGGCUUUGCCCAGGCGACCUUGACCUUUCAGAUGCAGCCAACGGACCCUCAUGGGGCCUGUGUGGAGGGGAGGGGGCCGAGCCCUUGGAGUGCUGUGGCCCAGUCCUGUGCCCAUCCUGGUUACCUGGACAUCCCACCACACACUGUCACGGAGGGCAGGUCCCCAGAGGAGGUGUACCUGCCUGUCCUGAGCAAAGCCCUGUGGCCCUGGGUGCUGGCUGAGCUGGCCCGCCACUGUGGGGAAGGCACAGAAAGCCCUGCUGGUCGGGGUCUGAGCGGAGCUCCCUCCUUUGCUGGGGCCUCACUUUUCUCAUCAGGCGGGCUGGGCGGUCCGCGCAGGGUGGGAGGGCCUUAGGUCUGUGGGAAUGUGAGCUCCUUGCUCUGUAAACAGCUGUGACUCACCGCACAACUAUGCCCUGGCGGCUCCAGGCCCUUGUGCGCUGACGUGUGCUGGAAUGACACCCGGCCGUGGAAAAGUUUCUCAGGGCUCUCCCAGCUGCCUGGCUCCUGCUGGCCCUCCAGGUGGUUUCUCUAGCACGGUGUGACCCCCGCACCUGGAGGGAGGGGCACUGAUUGUGCGCCCCCCUGCCCCCAACAGAUGCUGGGGGUCAGGCUGCCGUCAGGAAGCAGCUCCUGGUCCCUGCCGUGACCACCCCCUGCUGCUGCGUUGUCUGCGAGUCUAUCCCGGGCACACGCGUGGGGGUGCAGAGGAGCCCGGAGCCCCCUGAGGAUUUGCCUGGCCCCGGCCUUGCUGCUGUCCUGCUUGCCGUCGUCCAGCAUCAGCGCCCGGGAGUGUUGCCAGGGGUGACUGGGGGUCCAGCGGCCUGGGUGCUGAGACCCUCUGGUAGCGGAAGGCAGGCGAGCUGCUGGAGGCAGGAGCAGUGGGGACGGGUUAGGGUCCCGGGGCUGUGGGUGAAGGAAGGCAGGGUGGAGACACCCACCCGAGUCCCGCUCACCCUCGAGAUGGAGGCUCGGGUGAGGCUCCCUCUCUGGGACCCGCACCCCCGCCGCCCCCCGCCGUGCAUUUCUCCGAUGUUCUCUCUGCUCAGUUCACCAUGCCUGGCGUUUGGAACGUGGACCCUGGUCCCUAACCCAGUGACAGAGCGUGGCGGCAAGUCUAGAGCCGCGGGGUCACACGGGUUUGUUUACUGUCCCGCAACCUGUGCGUCUGCACCAGCCUGCCUGAAGCCAUUGUUGCUGUGGGCUUCUCCGUUGCCAUGGCGACCACCAGGGGCUGGCUACUUCCCAAGGUCGCCAUGGCAACUAUCAGAGGGGAAUCAUGCUUGGGAUGCUUUGGCUGGCUUUUUCAUGAAUGAUUAGAAUGUGUGACACAAUGCAGACGCGAAAACUCGAAGGGCGGGCAGUGCAGGGGCUGGCGGGCGCCGGGGACAACUCCCGCCAGACGGCCGCCCGAUGAGCUCGUGCAGCCGCGGCUCCCCACCUCCUGGAUCCUGCCCUGGCUGCGCAGGGAGACCCCGCCCACCCCGAGGGCCUCAGGUCAUGGCUGUGGGGCAGCCCAGGUGGGGGUGGUGAUGUCACAGCCGCAGUGCCCUUUGCAGAGUUCCAAUUUCCAAGCCCUUCUGCUCGGGUGACUGUGCCCAGGUUAUGACGACUAAUCCCAAACCAAACAAGGCGUUAAAGGUCAAGAAGGAGGCGGGCGAGAACGCCCCGGUGCUCAGCGAUGACGAGCUGGUGUCCAUGUCGGUGCGGGAGCUGAACCAGCACCUGCGGGGCCUCACCAAGGAGGAGGUGGUCCGCCUGAAGCAGCGGCGGCGCACGCUCAAGAACCGCGGCUACGCCGCCAGCUGCCGCAUCAAGCGGGUGACGCAGAAGGAGGAGCUGGAGCGGCAGCGCGUGGAGCUGCAGCAGGAGGUGGAGAAGCUCGCCUCCGAGAACGCGAGCAUGAGGCUGGAGCUCGACGCGCUGCGCUCCAAGUACGAGGCCCUGCAGACCUUCGCCCGCACUGUGGCCCGCGGGCCCGUCACCCCCACCAAGGUGGCCACGACCAGUGUCAUCACCAUCGUCAAGUCCGCCGACAUCUCCUCCACCUCCGUGCCCUUUUCGGCUGCGUCCUAGUGCCCGGCCGAGGGUGGGGCCUGGGGGGCCGCGGCCGGGCGGGCAGUGGGCUCCCCCCUCGUGCCCAUCAGACGAGCCCACGGGGAGCAGACCCCUUAACACCUGAGUCAAGCACAGACUCGCGGCGGGGACGGGGGUGCUGGCUGAAGAUGGGGUCUUGUGAGACCGUGUGCUGCACGCCUUCCCACACGCACGCACACGCAAACACGCACACGUAUGCACCUGGCCUUCCUCUGGGCCCCACUGGCUCUCUCCGGACCGUCCUUUUCUAGGGGUGUGUGUCUUGCGCCAGGGGGUGUCGGGAUGUACAGAGGGAAGGUCCUCGGGAGGUUCCUGGCCCUGUGGCCCAGACGGCGGGGGCUCUGUCUUCCACCCCUCCCGAGAGUGGCCCGCCGUGGUCCACCAGCCGGUGCAGGAACCCCCUUGCUGCCCUGAGCUCUGGAGCCGCAGGGCGAACCAUGUGCCCCUGGUGAUGAAAAGCACCGUGACCCUGCUUUUAGCCUUCCCAGAGACCUGCACCCCGCGAGGCAGAGGGCGGGAGGGGGGGCCACCCAAGGGGCUAUGUGUCCGUGCACGCGUGCCCCGGGACGUGCCUGCCAACGCUCCGGGGCCUUGGGUGAAUGGCUCGGAGUGGCCAGUCACUGGGGGGGCCUCCGGGGUCCAUGCGGCAGACAGUUGCAUGGGGGUUGGGAGCUUGGCCUCCUUCGGACCUGCCGAGGAGCGGUAGCUGCUGGGCAGGGAGGGGGGCAGCCAGCCGGGGAAGGUGGAGCCCUGCUCAGGGAGGGUGGCAGGGCCUGGGGUUGGGCGUGCAGAGGUUCUGUGUGGAAUGGGGGUGAGGUUGGCAGGGGCCUCAGGAGUGGGCUCUGGUUCUGCUGGAGGGGACGGGUGGGGUCUGAGAGCGAGGAGGGCGUGGUGACAAGGGAGGCGACGUGGCAGGGGCCUGGGACCCGCCUCCUGGGGGCACCUGGGUGGUCUCUUGGUGCAGAGGACAAGGGGACGCAGCUACCUUGGUGCUUAUUCCUCGCCUGGAAACUUUACUAGCUCUUUCUGGCACCUGGAGCCCCUGAUGACCUUGGUGACCCUUGCUGGGGCUUCCCUCCCCUGUGAGCCUCGACCGAUCGGGGCUCCCGGCUCCCGUGUGCCGAGCUUGGACUGCCCCUUCCUGGCCCUGCUGGAGAGAGGCUGGGGCCGCAGGGUCUGGGGGUGGCCGUUGAGCUCAGGCUCCCGGCCUCCUCAUGGCCCUGCCACCCACCACCUAGGGAGACCCCCACCCCCAGCAAGCCACAGGCCGCCCACACGGAAGAGGAGGAUUGGGCAGGGCAGAUGGCCCCAAGGGCUGCGUCUUCCUCCUGCGUCUGCUGUCAGGAGCAGCCGGGAAAGGUGUGCGGCCCUCGCAGCAUUGCCGUGCGGCCUUCGCCUUGGCCUUGUCCUUGUCCUGGGGUAAGGUGAAGGGUCUGGGGUGUGCUGGAUCCUUACGGAGAAGAAGGCCCAGUGUGUUUAAAAAAAAAAAACAAAAAAAACUGUUGAUACCAUAGCCAUGGUAGGUAAUCCACAUUGGAUAUCAAUAAGGACCAUGGGGAAAUAUUUAAAAGAGAGAAAGUAUAUAUAUAUAUAAAAUUAUAUACACAUUUUAUCGUACAGAUUUUUCGUAACUUUUCCUGUUUUUACUGUAAAUUCCUAAUAGAGCAGAGCUGCAGUUGGAGUAGGGUGGGGGUGGGAGCCAGUGGCCCCCGCCCCCGGCUCUGGGGAGGGAGGCCUGGGCUGCCCACCCGCCGCUUCCCUCUGAGUUCCCGCCAGCCCUCGGGAGCACCGAGGCCGCGCUUGGGGGGCCCUGGGGCCAGGGAAGGAAGGCCAGAGCCUUCCACCGAGUGCUUUUCCUUUCAGCUCACUGAGAUUCCAUUGUCACAGGUUUAAUAUAUGGAUUUUUUUUUUUUUAUUUAAGAGAAAAGGCAAGGACUUCUGUCCCUGGGGUUUGCUCCCCUGCCUCCGGGGCUUCAGACGCGGGUCCUUCCUGGGGACGGGGCCUCCUGCUUCCUCGCCUCCGUCGCUCGGCUGCUCCAGUUCCAUAUUUAUUUUUGUGCUGCUUUUAUCAUGGUAUAAAUUAUUGAGGAGAUCCCAUGUCGUCCCUGCGCCCGCGCCCCCCCGUCCCGUCGCGGUCCCCGCGCCCGCGCCCCCUCACGGCCACCACCUAAUUUAUUGCUGUACAUCUCCGCUGUGUGCUUUUGUACCUUCGCAAUAAAGAGUUUUCUGGUUUCA